UUAAUUUUAAUCUUUUUUUUCAUGUCCAAAGAUCUUUUUAUUGAAGAUAAAACUCCCCUUCCUAAAGAAGGAUAUGUUGACUUUUUCUAUGUUGGAGCAAAAGAUGUCAAUAAAUGUUUGAAAGUGGCUUUUGCUAAAGUUGUGAUGGAAGGAUUGAAUGUUGAAAAAAUGUCUCCUGAAGGAGAGGACCAUAAAAGGAGUGAUUAUGCUAUUUAUGUGGAAAAUACAAAUGUGAGAGAUUUGGAGAAAAAUAAAUGAGGUUUU
Molecule: messenger RNA, 264 nt
Organism: Meloidogyne enterolobii
Lineage: Eukaryota; Metazoa; Nematoda; Chromadorea; Rhabditida; Meloidogynidae
Source: the annotation of a GenBank genome assembly